GCUCCUCUGUACUCCCCAUCGUGUUUCCGCGGCUCCGAGCCAGAGACCAGCCACAUGGUCGUCCUGUGAACAACAAAACCGUGAUGAAGGCAGCAGGAGUCAGAAUGCUAUUCACGGCAGGAAGCCCCAGCAUCCGGUGAGAAAUAAGAAGUACUAGAGCACAGGAUGCGCCCUGGGUCAGGGGGACGUAAAAAGCCUGGAGUCUGUAACCUUCUCUGCGCCAGAGCUGUCGUGGCUUUGCAGCAGAGGCACAGCCCUCAGCUCCCCUCAGAGCACAACCGGGUGCCAAGCUCCAAGCUCCAGUGGUGGCUGCUGUCAUUGUGGGGGAGUCUAGCCGCUCCCAGAAGACGACACAGAAGAAUGGCCACCUCAACAGGUUUGCUGCUGCUGCUGCUGCUGCUGCCGCUCCUGGGCCAGCCCCGGGCAGAGGCUGCUGCUGAUUCAGAGGCUGUCGUAUGCCAGGGGACUGCCUGCUAUACUGCCCACUGGGGCAAGCUGAGCGCCGCCGAAGCCCAGCAUCGCUGCAACGAGAACGGGGGCAAUCUAGCCACGGUGAAGAGCGAGGAGGAGGCCCGGAACGUCCAGCAAGCCCUGGCUCAGCUCUUGAAGACCAAGGAAGCCUUGGAAGCCAAGAUGGGCAAGUUCUGGAUCGGGCUCCAGCGAGAGAAGGGCAAGUGUACGUACCAUGAUUUGCCAAUGAAGGGCUUUAGCUGGGUGGGUGGUGGAGAGGACACAGCUUACUCAAACUGGUACAAAGAGAGCAAGAGAUCCUGUACCUCUAAGCGCUGUGUGUCCCUGAUACUGGACCUGUCCUUGACUCCUCACCCUAGUCACCUCCCCAAGUGGUAUGAGAGCCCCUGUGGGACUCCUGAUGAUCCAGGUAAAAACAUUGAAGGUUUCCUGUGCAAGUUCAACUUCAAAGGCAUGUGCAGUCCCCUCGCCCUGGGUGGUCCAGGGCAGGUGACUUAUACCACCCCUUUCCAGGCCACCACCUCCUCCCUGGAGGCUGUGCCUUUUGCCUCUGCUGCCAAAGUAGCCUGUGGGGAUAAGGCUGAGAAUAAGAUCCGUUAUUUCAUAUGCAAUGAAAAGACUCCGGGUAUAUUCCAUUGGGGCAGCUCAGGCCCCCUCUGUGUCAGCCCAGAGUUGGGGUGCAGUUACAACAAUGGGGGCUGUCAGCAGGACUGCUUCGAAGGUGGGAAUGGCUCCUUCCGCUGUGGCUGCCGGCCUGGCUUUCGGCUGCUGGACGACUUAGUAACUUGUGCUUCUCGGAACCCCUGUAGCUCCAAUCCAUGCACAGGAGGGGGCACCUGUCACCCUGUACCCCUCAGCGAAAACUACACAUGCCAGUGUCCAAACGGCUACCAGCUGGACUCUAGCCAAGUACACUGUGUGGAUAUAGAUGAGUGCCAGGACUCCCCCUGUGCCCAGGGAUGUAUCAACAUUCCCGGAGGCUUCCAGUGUGAAUGUUGGGUGGGCUACCAAUCCAGUGGCCCCAAAGCGGAGGUCUGCGAGGAUGUGGAUGAAUGUGCCCACUCGCCCUGUGCCCAUGACUGUGUCAACACUGUUGGCUCUUUCCACUGCUCCUGUAAAGAUGGCUAUGCCUUGUCUGGGGAAGACAGUACCCAAUGUGAGGAUAUAGACGAGUGUUUGAACUCCAGCAGCAAUCCAUGUGACACCUUUUGCUUCAACUCGGAGGGUUCCUUCAGCUGUGGCUGCCUGCCAGGCUGGGAGCUAGCUCCCAAUGGAGUCUCUUGUAUCAAGGGUAUUGAAUCUUUAGAACCACCAACGAAAUCUCCCCAAAAGGAAGGCAAAGGUGAUAGAAAGGGAAGUACUAUGCCUCCUUCUGAAAUGCCCAGUUCUUCCAGAGGCUCCGAGAACGUCUCCAAGGGAGGACACACCACAGAUCAUCUCUCCCUCCCAUCGGAUACUCCCAAUGUCUCUGUUCCACCAAAAAUAUCAGUCCCUAGUGAGGCAUCUGAUGUCUGGAUGGAGUUGAGUACACACCUCCCCACGGCCACUGGCCACAGCAAGCCCACACAUGAAGAUUCUGUGGCGGCACACAGUGACAGCGACACCGAUGGGCAGAAGCUGCUUCUGUUCUACAUCCUGGGCACUGUGGUGGCCAUCUCACUCUUGCUGGCUCUGGCCUUAGGGCUUCUCAUUUAUCGUAAACGGAGAGCCAAGAAGGAGGAGAUAAAAGAGAAGAAGCCCCAGAAUGCAGCUGACAGCUAUUCCUGGGUUCCAGAGCGAGCCGAGAGCCGAGCCCUGGAGAAUCAGUACAGCCCAGCACCUGGGACAGACUGCUGAAGACAAUGUGGCCAUGGAAACACAGGCAGCUGCCACUACUUUCAGAACUUUCCACUCCCGGAUGAGGGGGAGAUCUACAUCAUUCUGAAAGACUGGACUGGACUCUCAGCAAAGAAUGGGCACUGUCCCCAUAAGAGCCUGGUGACAUGGGAUGGGCAGGUAUUCUCCAGCUGCAUUUGCUAUGUCUGGGCCUGAAAACUGUGUGUUGGUUUGUCUUUGUGGGGAGUUUUGUAGAUAUUGACAAGCCUCACUCACAUAACCCUUUCAAAUCCAAAAUCAACUGAUUUAAUGUGUUCUUCUGGUUCCUGAUCAGGACUUGAGGAGUCACAAGGGUGGGACAAGUGGGGGUGGGAGGGCUUCAAAGACUUUUCUUAUCUCUUCAUUCAUCAGAGAAGAAAAGGAGCUACUGGUGCUAAUUAGGAUGGAAACAAUUCCUUUUCCUUCUUAGGGUAGAGAACAAAACCAUUUAAUUAUUUAACUGUGUGAGAAGAAGGCUCGACCCUUCCUAUGUGGGACUUUUUCAGGAUGGCUGUCUUUGUAUACAUUUGCUGUCUGGCAUUUCCCCUUAAUCCCCCUCAGUAUUGUUGAAACUGUCAGAAUGAGAGGAAGUUCAACCAACUGCUUAGGGAGCAAGCAGGCAGGAUGUUUAGACAUCCUACCCCCUCAUUCUUAACUUUCUGAUGGUCUUGGGCUUAUGGGCAAGUACAGAUGGGAACUGGAAAGUUGCUUCAAGUGAGUGAGAGGCCUUGGUAACAGUAUAAUCCAGGGGGAAGCAGCAGGGAUUAGGUUAACAGAUAUUCGAACUAAAUUUUCUGAAUGGACUGAUGUUAACACACACUUGACUACUGAGAAACAAUAAUAAAACCCCAGGAACAAUUUGCCUUUGAGCCAGCACAGGCCCCCACCCCACUUCAGGGCAUCCUGUCUCCCCUCACCCCACCCCUAACUGGGAAGCUUGGAUAGGGGGGCUUUUCUUCUGACUGUAGGGAAAAGAUGUGUGAACCAGGUGAUGGGCUUUGCUUUGGACACUGUCACUUAAAUGGAACUUAACCCAAUUCACAGUUAAGAGUGCAUCUGGAGGACUUUAGCCCUGUUUUGUGGGUGUGGCACACAUCAAACCAAGGACUAGUCACACAGAAGGUUCUCUCUGUUUGCUUAAAAAAAAAAACGGAGAUACAGAGGAAAGGGGAAGGGAAAGAGAGAGCAGCGAGGCUAUUUUCCAACCGUUAAAACUGCUUAGAGCCAUUUUAUGAUUGACAUGUUUAUUUCAAAGUGUACAUUUGCAAAAGUGUGCCUUAAGCUUGUUGCUGCUGGAGAUGUUCCAGCUACACUGGUAUGUCUGGGUCCUGUAAGGCAGUCCUGGUGAGUCACUUCAGCAUCUCUGGGAAGCCUUCAGUAUCAUGGAGGUUUUUUUUUUUUUUUUCUGCCUCUGACAUUUGGAAAGCUGAGACAUGGAAAGUGUCUCCAUCAUGGGAUCCAGAGUCUUUGUUCUCAGAUCAGGAUGCCCUUUCAAUUCUGGUUUCAAAUGCAUCCAUCCUUCAAAUUGAUCUGGGGAGUGAAGAUGAAUAAUGGCCACAUUCAAGGCCUAUGGAGUUAAGGAAAUAUCUUAAAAAAAUAAAAACAAGACAAAACUCUCUCUCACACACACAAACACAAGUUGAAGAAUGAUGGGAGAAAGACAGAGCUCAGUGGGGUGCCUGAAAUCUGUGCAUUUAAAAAUCAGCUCACCAUCUGGCUUUCACUUGGAACUUGGGUGUUUAAAACCUAAGGGAGAUCAAAGCUAUAUCUAAUUGGUAAGAAACUUCAUUGGCCCUAGGACCCCUGGCAAUAGUUGAGAUUGGCAGCCAGUCCUUUACAGAGACCAGCACCCACCAUGCGGAUAAUUUUAGAUAGAUGGCAGUAUCUGUACAUACAGACAUGAACCCAAAUACAGCACUUUCGCCUCCAGGCCUUCUGCUGCUCACUCUUAUGGCUUGAGGUGAGAAAGAUAAACUAAAUCUAGGUUUCCGAUAGCCUUGCCUGGUCUAUGCUCAGACUGCUGUGUGGGGACUUAAACUAACGAAGACCACUUAGGGUAUAGACAUGAAACCCUAUCCCCAACACCUUCAAGGGCACUGGAUCCUUGCCGUGAAGACUCCCAGAGAGGAAGAGGUUAAUGAACAUAUUGCCUCAAAGUGUGCUUUCAGCAUCAGUCCCACCCAUGGAGGCAGAGCUCUCUCAUCUACUGACCUGGCACAGCCUUGUGCACAACCAUACCUCAAGUGUCCAGGCCAAUAAAGCCACUCACUGCUCCUAAACAGGUGCUUCAUUCUCUCUUCUACCUUUUUGCUGUUGUGGUGUUUGAGACUGGAAAAUUUGGGGUUAGAGCAUCUAAGAGGCCAAGCAGUAGAUAAGUGAACUUCCACUGGCCCCCAUCACCCAAGAAAUCAGUGAGCAAGGACAAAACAAUCCCCUGCCUAUGAGGAUGAGAGAAGAGUCUGCUUGGCAACAGAAUUUUCCUAAGUCCAUACUUGGAAAAACUGUAUUUAGAACCAACUCAUCUCCUCCUAUUCUUCAUUUUCCAAAAAAUUCCAGAGAAUUUAGGGGCCAUGCCUUCAAGCCUUCAGCUCUCUCAUUCCUUAAUUUCAGGUGACCAUCAUUCAUUCCUUUUUGUCUUUUAUGUGGUGCUGGUGAUGGAAGCCAGUGCUGUAAGUAUACUAGACACGUGCUUUCCAGGAGCUAUACCCCAGCCACAUAAUUAUUUUUUGUUCAUUAAUAAAGAUAGGUGAUAUAGUACAUCCCCCCCCCCACA
Messenger RNA from Peromyscus maniculatus bairdii (prairie deer mouse), 5098 nucleotides. RefSeq names its product CD93 molecule (gene Cd93). NCBI's taxonomy places the organism in Eukaryota, Metazoa, Chordata, Mammalia, Rodentia, Cricetidae. Gene Ontology annotation, molecular function: calcium ion binding. The record is from RefSeq and is a predicted model, not a curated record.